Molecule: messenger RNA, 1226 nt
Organism: Schistosoma intercalatum
Lineage: Eukaryota; Metazoa; Platyhelminthes; Trematoda; Strigeidida; Schistosomatidae
Source: the annotation of a GenBank genome assembly
UGACAAUAGUUUUGCUUUUUUAUUAGGCGGUGCCUUAUUUUGUCCACGUUUAUGAAAACAUAAGUACAGGGUGCGGUGUAUUCAAACAGAUACAUAUCUUGGAUAGAUGUUUGUGUUCCAGUUUCACAUUUAGUUUCUUCACUCUAAUCACUAACUGUCAACUAUUAAAAAACGCCUUCAAGACGAUUACUAAUAAUGAACUGCAGGAUCGUUGAGGGAAUGAUUUGCACUGCAAUUGAUUCAGAAGUGAACUGUCCGUGUGAUGAAUGCAAAAAGAGACAUUUUUCUAAUGGGAUUUCUUUCUUCUUCCUGAAAGAUAAAUUCUGGGUCGAAACUGUUUCUGAAGAAGAGUUGUUUCUAAGAUUAAAGACUCUUAAUCCACAGUUUGAAUUUCAGCGUGAUACCCUCCGCCACACUAUUCGUGAUUGUUUUGAUUUUGGAAAAGUGGUAGCUGAUAUCCAGGUUUGCACAGACAUAUGUAGUGUUUCUUUUCAGUACACCUUUGGAGAAUCUGUAAUAAAUUGGACUAGUGAUGCUGUUGUUCCUGUUUCUUCUGUGUUGCAUUAUCAUGUUGUUUUGCCACUUUCAUUUGCACUAGAAUCACUUUGUAAAAAGCAAGAUUUACUCAAUAACAAGUUAUUGGCUCUAAAUCAUCAUGCAAAUCGGCUUCAUGAAAAACUAAUGCUUCCAAUGGGUGAGGAUAUGAAAAAAGAAGACGUGGAUCUGGAUUUUAGUUAUUCAUAUAACUUUUCAACAGGCUUACUUUCUUCGUCCUCUACUCAACAUCUUUUUUGUGAGGCAUCUAAACAUUUAUUCACUUCUAAAAUUCAAAAUAUGUAUGUUUCUCCGAUACAACAGAAACAGCCUACACGUGGGAUAAUAUCAAGUAAUUCAAACACCAAAGAUGUUCAGGAUAUCCACUGGGUUUCCUGAAGAAACACUUGCGCGUAAAAAACAGGAAAAUAGUGACCCUGACGGCUAAUAAGAAACCACUUUUCUUGAAACUGCAAUUCAAUGGUGAUGUGGCUAGCGAUGUAUUACGAGAUAGAUUGACUAAAUCAAUAAAGAGAACGUUUAAUGCUGCCAACCUCUGCCUAUCGUAUUCGACCCGAUCGAUGGUGAUUCCGCAAUUGAAGGAUAAGUUACCUGGUUAUGCCACUUCUAUGUGUAUCUACGAAUUCAGCUGCUCCUGUGGAGAAAGCUAUAUCGGGCGCACUACCAGGCAA